This is a messenger RNA of Arthroderma uncinatum, 1077 nucleotides long. RefSeq names its product oxidoreductase. Gene Ontology annotation, molecular function: nucleotide binding. The record is from RefSeq and is a predicted model, not a curated record. NCBI's taxonomy places the organism in Eukaryota, Fungi, Ascomycota, Eurotiomycetes, Onygenales, Arthrodermataceae. The coding region runs from base 1 to 1077 and encodes 358 amino acids. The transcript has 5 exons.
AUGACUACUAAAUAUAACGUCGGCGUUAUCGGCUAUGGACUCAGUGCAAAGGUCUUCCAUAUUCCCUUCAUCAGCGCAGUGCCUGAGUUCAAGCUCUAUGCCAUCGUCCAGAGGACUCCGUCAGCUUCCGAUGAUGCUCAAAAGGACCAUCCGGAUAGCAAAAUCUAUCGAACGGUGGAGGAUCUGGUAAACGACAGCGCCGUCGAUGUCGUCGUCGUCACAACCACUCCUGAUAGCCAUUACUCUUUAACAAAGCUUGCUCUAGAGGCGAACAAGCAUGUCAUCGUCGAGAAACCUUUCACUCUAACUCAGAAGGAUGGAGACGACUUGAUAGAGCUAGCUAAGAAGCAAAAUAAGUUACUCACUGUUUAUCAAAACCGAAGAUGGGAUGCGGACUUUGUGACCGCUACAAAGCUCAUCAAGGAUGGCUCCCUGGGCCGUGUUGUCGAAUUCGAGACUCACUUUGACCGCCAUCGCCCUGAACUGACCAUCAGGAAAGCGUGGAAGGGGAAGCCUACCUCAUCCGGUGGCUCCAUCUAUGACCUGGGCACCCAUCUCAUAGAUCAGGCUGUUCAAUUGUUUGGUCUUCCAAACCGAAUCACUGGGUUCAUCACUGCUCAGCGUGAAAUUGACGCGGAGGAUUAUGAAGACUCCUUUACCGUGCUCCUUCACUAUGACAGGCUGCUAGUGACUGCUAAGAGCGCCGUCAUUAGCCCUGAAGAGAACCAGUUGAGGUUCUGGAUCAGGGGUGAUAAGGGCAGCUUUAAGAAGUACCACCUUGACCCUCAAGAGGACCAAUUACUGGCCGGAGUGAAACUAGGGGACGGCCAAUUUGGCCGAGAGCCUGGCGAGAAGCAUGGUGUCCUUACAGCUUCUGUGGAUGGAAAGUUCUCGUCGCAUACUGUCCAGCCAGAGCCACCAACUUAUGUGGAGUAUUACCGUGUGUUUGCAAGGGCGCUCUCUGGACAGGGUCAAGUGCCUGUAAAUUCAGCUGAUGCCAGUGCCGUUAUUGGUUUGGUAGAGCUUGCAAUGGAGAGUUCCAAAAAGGGGAUGACUCUUCCCGUCGUUAAGAAAUAG